CGCAAGGUGACGCUGCAGUCGUAUGGGAGGCGCACAUUUCUGGACAUCGCGCGUGGCCGGCAUUGUUUUGGUUUCCUCUCUAAAAGAAAUUACACCUUUUAUCUACGAAAAAUGGAAGAAAACAAGAUUUCAAAGAAGUCAAAAGCAGUGCAACAGAACCACAAGAGUGCGAAGAAGAAGAAAAAGCAAGCAGAAGCAGAAAUAAGUGAAGUUUCUGAAGUUUCUACAAUUAGUAUCGCAGUUCCGGGAUCGAUUCUGGAAAACGCUCAUUCCUUGGAGCUGAAGACGUACCUGGCAGGACAGAUAGCACGGGCGGCUUGUAUAUACAAUGUGGAUGAGAUUGUAAUAUACGAUGACUCGGCGAGCACAGCGUCUUCUGAUGGAGAAGAUCAGACGGCGAGAAAAGGGUGCUGCUCUCAAAUGGCAAGGAUUCUGCAGUAUCUGGAGUGUCCACAGUACCUACGAAAGUUCUUCUUUCCCCUGCACAGGGAUUUGAAGUUCUGUGGGCUACUGAAUCCUCUGGAUGCACCUCAUCAUUUGCGCCAAAACAACGACUUCAUGUUCCGAGAAGGAGUUGUCACGGAAAAGCCCACAAAGACCGGCAAAGGAAGCAAUGUUAACAUUGGUCUAAGGAAGGAUGCUUAUGUGGAGGAAACCCUGACACCUGGGAUAAGAGUGACGGUGAAAUUGUCUGAUCAGAAGGAAGGAAAAAAGGUUCGAGCAGCUGUUGUCUCUCCUGCGCUUCCGAGACAGGAGACUGGAGUUUAUUGGGGUUACAGCGUCAGGAUAGCUGAAACGAUUUCCCAGGUCUUCAGCCAAUCUCCCUACGAGGAUGGAUACGAUUUGACAAUUGGCACUUCGGACAGAGGAACGAAGAUUCAGGAUGUGCAGGAAUUGUCUUUCAAUCAUGCUCUUGUGGUGUUUGGAGGCGUGAUGGGCAUAGAAUACGCCUUGGAGAAUGACAACCAACUGAGCACCACCGCGGCCGAAUUGCUGUUUGAUCACUAUAUCAAUACAGCACCAAAACAAGGCUCCCGGACGAUUCGCACUGAAGAGGCAGUCUUGAUCUCUCUAGCGGGCUUGCAGGACAAGCUGAAAGCUCGACAUGAAGCGAAGGCAUUCAAUUUAUUCAGCUGUAUUCCUCAGAGUCAGGAUACGCGACAGCACCAAGGAAGAGAUCACUGACGGGCAUAUUGAUAGCCAUGCUGGCAAUUUUGGGUUCCGGAUGUCUCCACUCAAUAUGAUACAUCCUCAAGAGGCGACACACGAGCGAUUCGACUUCCAUCUCAGC
Molecule: messenger RNA, 1291 nt
Organism: Phlebotomus argentipes
Lineage: Eukaryota; Metazoa; Arthropoda; Insecta; Diptera; Psychodidae
Product: putative methyltransferase C9orf114 homolog
Exons: 2
Coding region: 112-1185 (357 amino acids)
Source: RefSeq, a predicted model, not a curated record